Echinops telfairi (small Madagascar hedgehog) is the source of this 569-nucleotide messenger RNA. RefSeq names its product NKG2-A/NKG2-B type II integral membrane protein-like. Gene Ontology annotation, biological process: stimulatory C-type lectin receptor signaling pathway; positive regulation of natural killer cell mediated cytotoxicity. The coding region runs from base 14 to 358 and encodes 114 amino acids. The record is from RefSeq and is a predicted model, not a curated record. Lineage: Eukaryota; Metazoa; Chordata; Mammalia; Afrosoricida; Tenrecidae. The transcript has 3 exons.
UUGUGAUGGUUACAUGGAGGAUUGGUUUUCCUAUUCCAACCAUUGCUAUUACAUUAGUACUGAAAAGAAAAACUGGACCGAGAGCAAGAUGGCCUGUGCUUCUAAUAAAUCUAGUCUACUUAUUAUAGAAAAUGAUGAAGAAAUGGCAUUAUUGAUGUCCAUAUCAUCUUUUUCAUGGAUUGGUCUCACUCGAAAAAGUACAAGUCAUGAUUGGUUUUGGUUAAAUGGCACACUUUUCAAAAAUAACCUAAGCCACUUCCAAAACCCCAAUCGUAACUGUGGUGUGAUACACUCAGAAGGCUCUGAGGCAGAAGACUGUAAAGAUUCAUAUAUGUACAUUUGUAAGCAUAACAUUUAGUGUUAAAGCACUUGAUCUUCCCGCUCUUCAAGUAUCCAAGAAAUGGAAAUAGUAUGAUGAUUGCAAAACUCCUAUAAACAAAUACAUUAUUUGCUCGACUGGAAACUCCUUGUUAGGAACCCUGGUGGACAAUAUCUGAUGUGCUUCUUCCUCAGCUUAUAUUCACCAGUACAUUUUUCUGUAAUAAAAUAUAACUGUGAGUAUAACACCU